AUGAGUGGUCCCGGUGAAGAACGAUGGCGCGGAGGUCGUCCGUACGAUCAAAACCGCCAGUCGGGACAGAGACACUCUAACUCGAGGAACAUGGGCGCUCACAGCGGGAAUCGCGGCGGACAGAGCUCAGCUCCUUGGACGGAUUCUCGGGAGCAAUUUGUCACCGGGCCGUCUCAGGAGCAGCACGUUCCUGUGCGCGGGUUCAAUUCCGCAGAGUUGAAAGCAGCUCUACAGAGAGAGCCCAAGCCUUUCUUCUACAGACCAAGUGGAAAAGAUGCAAACAGCAACCGUGCUAGCGGACCCUGGGGGUCAAAGCCCAACACGAUGGCAAACGGCAAGGACUUCUUUCUCGAGCUUCGCAAGCAGGUGACAGCGUUGCGCCAGGGAGCUACGGUUGCUGGAGGUUGA
Molecule: messenger RNA, 408 nt
Organism: Aspergillus viridinutans
Lineage: Eukaryota; Fungi; Ascomycota; Eurotiomycetes; Eurotiales; Aspergillaceae
Exons: 4
Coding region: 1-408 (135 amino acids)
Source: RefSeq, a predicted model, not a curated record